Messenger RNA from Adineta ricciae, 2022 nucleotides. NCBI's taxonomy places the organism in Eukaryota, Metazoa, Rotifera, Eurotatoria, Adinetida, Adinetidae. The record is from the annotation of a GenBank genome assembly.
AUGUCUCCCGAACGUGCUUCAAUAGCUACUUUACUAAUGAAUACCGAAGAAUGUCCAGUUGAAACAUUUAGUGUUACAUGGAUCGAUCAACAUGUGAAUGAUGCUGAAAAUGUCGAGACACUUGAACGACUGCAUUCGCACAUAAACUUUGUCAAAGUAUUCGAAAAACCCGAUGAAUGUCAAAAAUAUCUCCGCAAAAUGUCACCGUACGAUCGAACGAUUCUCAUUGCUAGUGGAAGUUUAGGAAAGCAACUUGUACCCGACGUCGAGAUCCUUCCGCAAGUUUCUUCGAUCUAUAUCUUUUGCACAGUUAAAGAAAUACACGAAGUGUGGGCGAACAAUUACCCGAAAGUCAGAAGCGUCCUUACCGAAUACGAUGAGCUCAUUGACGCAGUUAUCGGGGAUUACCGACUCCAAGUCAAACAAGACGGACCGAUUGCAUAUAACAUUCUGAAAAAGGAAGUACCGUUGAAUCUUUCAAAUUCGUUCAUACGCCCACAUCUCUUGAUCAAUUAUCUUCUCCGUCUCGAAUCAAAUUCGAACGAUAAAGAGGAAUUAUUCACCUUUUGUCACGAUCAAUAUCGGCACAAUGCUGCUGAAUUACGAACAUUACACCAACUUGAACACAAUUACUCACCCGAUAAAGCUCUGACGUGGUACACGCUUGACGGUUUUCCUUACCAAAUGUUGAAUAAAGCACUUCGAACACAACAUGUUCAUUUGCUCUUUCUCUAUCGGUUCUGGAUAAAAGAUAUUUACCAGCAAUUGCUCCAACAUCAGUGCAAAACAUCGAUUCAUGCCUUCCGAGGCCAAUAUAUGACCACUAGUGAAUUACAGUUAUUCCAAAAUGCGAUCGGUGAAGUCAUCUGCAUCAAUUCAUUUUUUUCCACUAGUACAGAUGUCAAUGUUGCAUUGAACUUUAUUGAUGAUGCUGAAGGAGUCAAUGCUCAUUUGCACCGAGUUCUAUUCGAUAUUCAUGCUGAUCCACCUGUUAACACGACGAAACCAUUCGCUAAUAUACGUGAAUUUAGCCUCUUUGGCGAUGAAGAGGAAGUUCUCUUCUCAAUGAAUAGUUCCUUUCGGGUUGUUGAUGUCGACACAAAUACCGACGGCAUCCUAGUGAUCGAACUUAAGUUCUGUCGGGAUGAUGACAUCGAACUGCAACCGAUAUUUAACCUUAUCAUAGCAGAAUGUAGAGACGAAGAAAUCAGUCUUAUUCGAUUCGCAAACUUUCUUUUCGAUAUGAAAUAUUUUAAAGAAACAGAAGUGUACUAUCUACGAUGUCUUCAACUAUCAACCGGAAGCCUAUCAGACAAAUGUGCGUGCUACGAACAACUUAGCUGUUUAGCAUUGCGAAAAAAUCGAUUCGAAUUGAGUUUAAAUUGGCAAAAGCAGUCACAUGAGAUGAAACUCAAUUUACACGAGCCAAACAGUGUGGAUUUAGCAAGGAGUUGUUUCAAACUCGCUGAGAUCUAUGAAAAACUAAACAACUAUCCCGAAGCGUUGACUCACUACAAAUUAGCUCAUGGAGCUUUCAGAUACCAUCGACAUAGUCAUGGUCUUCAACUUAAUAAAUGCCGUCGUAAGAUGGGACAGAUCUAUUCCAUAACUGGUAAAUACUCUGAUGCACUUAAGUAUCAUAAAAAAGUUCUCAAGUCAUGGACGCAACCAGAUACUUCUGUCGAUGAAAGUGAACUUGGCAAGUUAUACUACGAAAUCGGUUAUGUAUACCAUAAAAUACAAGUGCAUGACAAAGCCAUUCUGAAUUAUAAUUCGGCUUUGAAAGUUUACCAGAAAUGUAUAUCGCCCGAGCAUAAAUACAUUGCUGAUGUGUUCGAGAAAAUAGCGAUAGUCUAUCGGAACCAAGGUGUUUGUAUACAGUCGUUGUUGUAUUACGAAAAAGCGCAACAAAUCUAUCAGAAAUAUUUGCCAGCGAGGCAUCCAUAUUUGACACGAAUCGACGCAACUAUUCGAAAUAUUCAAGCACAACUAAAACAUGAUCCUGUCGAAGAAACUGUCUAA